CAAGCAAAGUUGAUGUUUUAUUUAUCUAAAGCAUAAUAUACACUUUUAUAAGAUACUUCUAUUAAUUUGACCUUGCCUAAUAAUAAUUACUGUAACAACUGUUCGCAUUCUUUAUUUUUAUCUCUUAUUCAAACUACAUUAAUACAAAAAAAAAUCUGAGUAUUUUAUAUAUUUGGUUCAGUUGGUUAUCACAAUUCAGACGCCCAAACAACAAAAUUUAAUGUUUUAAAAAUGGUUUCUCUUAAUCAAUCUCAUAUCACUAUAGCUGCCGGUACAGUGUUUCUAGUGUUAGUUAGUGCUCUACUAUUUAGAAAAUACAAAAAGGAAAAAAUACCAAAUGAAUGGAUUGAAGUGGGAAAAUUAAAGGGUAUAUUUUUGUAUCCCUUAAAGAGUGGAAAGGGACUGCAAUCUACCAGAGUGUUUUGUGGACCGAAAGGUAUAAGAGAAAUUGAAAAAGGAUAUAAUGUAACAAGUUUGAAAGAUAGAUCUUUUCUUCUCUACACGAGUAAAGAUCGUGAAGUUAGAACAGCUAGACAAUGUCCGAAAGCAGUACUCAUCGAAGUACGUCCUACGGAGAAUGGUGUAAUUUUCAGUGCACCUGGUAUGACAGAUUUAUUCAUCAACGUACCAGCUGUUAGAAACAAUGUAACUGUGGUGUCCAUUUGGGGCAGUGUUUUUGGUAACGAAUACUUUGUGUGUACGGACUGUGGUGACGCUGUUGCCACAUGGUUAAGCAAGUUCUUGCUGGAAAAGGACCAAGGAAUGCGGCUAGGAUACGGAGAUGGCAGCACGUUUAGGAACCUUCUGCAAGCGCACAAAAAAUGGGCAGAAUACUACACACAAAUUGAUAACUAUUUGUCGGGAAUUUUCAGCGAUUUGGCAGCACUACAUUUAAUCAACCAAGCAUCAGUUGAUGACGUUAACGAAAAACUACCAGAAAACCACAAGAUCUCGUUUCGUAACUUUAGACCAAACCUGUUAGUGGAAGGGCCCGAAGCUUUUGAAGAAGAUAAAUGGGAAUACAUUAAAGUUGGUGAAGUUGUAGCCAAGGUGUGCUUGGAAUGCUUGAGAUGUAUCGAGACAACGGUAUCUCAAGAUGGUACAAUGAACAAAGAAAGACAGCCUUUAAAAACAUUAGAAAAGUAUAGGGUUAGUAAAGGUCCGUUCAAAUAUCCGCCUAUGGGCCUGUAUCUGAAAGUAAUCAAAACAGGCAAAUUACAAGAGGGAGAUCCAGUUUAUGUUUCUAAAACUUUGAAAUAAAUAUAUUAGAAUUAAUAUUCUUAAGUUUUUUUUUCUGGUUUAUGUAAUAUAAUUUAAAAAAUAAUUAUUAUAUAUUAAGUAACAAACACUUUGUU
Sitophilus oryzae (rice weevil) is the source of this 1355-nucleotide messenger RNA. Its product is annotated as mitochondrial amidoxime reducing component 2-like. The transcript is spliced from 6 exons. Gene Ontology annotation, molecular function: pyridoxal phosphate binding; molybdenum ion binding; catalytic activity. The record is from RefSeq and is a predicted model, not a curated record. Lineage: Eukaryota; Metazoa; Arthropoda; Insecta; Coleoptera; Curculionidae. Bases 232 to 1260 code for a protein of 342 amino acids.